Hirsutella rhossiliensis is the source of this 3258-nucleotide messenger RNA. RefSeq names its product MIF4G domain-containing protein. Gene Ontology annotation, cellular component: cytoplasm; exon-exon junction complex. Gene Ontology annotation, molecular function: protein binding; RNA binding. The transcript is spliced from 11 exons. Bases 1 to 3258 code for a protein of 1085 amino acids. The record is from RefSeq and is a predicted model, not a curated record. Gene Ontology annotation, biological process: nuclear-transcribed mRNA catabolic process, nonsense-mediated decay. Lineage: Eukaryota; Fungi; Ascomycota; Sordariomycetes; Hypocreales; Ophiocordycipitaceae.
AUGGACCGCGCCAGAAAACAAGAGCUGCGCUCACUCAACGAGAGGGCUUGGUCCGGCGACAACGGUCUAUCUCCCGUCGGCGGCGCACUCGACUCGUCCCUCAAGAAGAACACGGCUUUCAUCAAACGACUGCGAACGGCAGUCACCUCCGCAACCCUCGGUACCUUUCUGCAAGACAUCCGCACCUUGAGCUUGCAUAAAUACCUCUCAGAAAUUGUCUCCGCCUGCUACGAGGGUCUCUGCAAACUCAAGUCGCCAGGGGAGAUUGAGGCUGGCGUCGAGAUCGUAAGCGCCCUCCACCAACGCUUCGGUCCGGCUGAGUUCACCGAAUAUCUCGCCUGGCUACUCGGCAAGGGAAUGGCCACGCCCGACAAAAGCUUUCUCAAGACUCUGGCCCCAGAAGCCCGCGAAAAGGAAGAAAAGGAGCGAAUCACCCGUCAGAGAUCUCUUUUGCGCGUCAUUACCGAACUCUGGCUGGUUGGCGUCCUCCGAACUCUGGAUGACGCGACCAAGCCCGACGAUGCGACAAAGGGCGCUACCAGCAAGACCGCCGAACUCAAAGUUCUCAAGGAUCUGCUGGGGCAUGACCGGGAGCAUGCCAAUCUGCCCUUGCUAGUCGUGUUCGUCAAAGCUUUCAGCUGGGAUAUUCUUGAAGCCGAGGAUGCCCUCGAGUCAUCUAUAUCAGAACACCCCUUCACGCCACAAGAUGUAGCCGAGCGCUUCCGAAGCGUGCUGCAACGAUACUUUGAUGACGUGACGGCACAUUUGAUCCGAGACCAAAAGUCUAUUCAGUCCCAGGCUCGCAGGAACGCCGAAGCCUACGUCAAAUCUGGCGAGGUUUUUGAGGACCGCCAAGCAAACUACGAGAGACUGGUCAAGGCCCAGGAUAGGAUGGUCUCCAACGCUCAAGUCAUUGCCGAUGUCAUCGGUGCCGACAUGCCAGAAUUGAAGGAUUCCGAUGACCCGCUGGCGACAUCGAGCGGUUCGAUUGGUCUUGUAAAGACGAGCGACUACUUGCGAUCGAUGGGCGAAGGCCCAGGAAUCUGGGCAGACGAGGACGAGCGACGUUUCUACGAGAACCUGGUGGACCUGAAAGGCAAGGUCCCCCCGAUUCUCCUCGAAGAUGGGCGGAAGAAGAAGACGGAUGCGGAUGAGCAGGUCGGGAAAAGGGUCGAAGCCCCUGAGACCGCAGAAAACAACAAGGCAACUGAAGCCGCAGAUGAACAGUCCAUGGCUAUUGCAAAUAAGACAAUCGGGGCUCAGGUUGAUGCAUUGCUGGCGCGUCUACCCGAGCUCUCCAACAAAGAAGUCAUUGACCAAACCGCCGUCGACUUUUGCUUUCUCAACUCCAAAGCUUCCCGCAAUCGCCUGGUCAAGGCCUUGACCGAGGUCCCCAAGGGCCGAAGCGACUUGCUCCCUUCAUGGUCACGACUCGUUGCCACACUUGGUCGAUACAUGCCCGACGUCCCCAAGGGGCUCGUGGACUAUCUCGAUGCCGAAUUCCGUAGCUUGCAGCGGCGCAAGGAAAAGGACUUCCUUGGCCAAGUACGGCUCAGCAACAUUCGAUAUCUUGCAGAGCUGACCAAGUUUGGCGUUGUCCCGGAGCACGUCGUGUUCCACUGCCUCAAAGUCAGUCUCGACGAAUUUUCCCGGAUGAACAUUGAGAUCCUCUGCAACUUGAUCGAGAACUGCGGUCGAUACUUGCUCAAGAACCCAGACACCGCUCCGCGCAUGGCCAGCUUCUUGGAGACUCUUCAGCGGAAAAAAUCGGUGCAGCACAUCGGCCAGCCCGAAAGGAUGCUCAUCGACAACGCUGUCUACUACGUGGACCCGCCCGAGAGACCCGCAAUCGAGCAAAAGGAGCGCACGCCAAUGGAACUCUUUAUUCGAAAACUGGUCUACGGUGACCUGACCAAAAGGAACUACAGCAAGAUUUUGAAGCAGAUUCGAAGGUUUCAUUGGGAGGAAACAGACGUCGUUGCUAUCUUGGAAAAAGUCUUUUCCAAGCCAGGGAAAGUCAAGUACGGAAACAUUCAUCUUCUGGGGAUUCUUUUGAGCGCCCUGCACCGCCAUCACCCGGACUUUGUCGUCAAGGUCAUCGACAGCGUCAUCGAGUCUGUGAGCUUUGGCCUGGAGCAGAAUGAUUUCCGCUUCUUCCAACGUCGCAUCGCAGAAGUGAAAUACCUGGGAGAGCUUUACAAUUACCGGAUGCUAGAGCAUCCCGUGAUAUUCGACACAAUGUACAAGAUUAUGACAUUUGGAUACGGUGGUCCGCCUGUCCCUGGGCGGUUAAACCCUUUCGACCCGCCGGACGACUUCUUCCGAAUUCGUCUCAUCGCCACGAUCCUGGAGACGUGUGGGAUGUUCUUCAACCGAGGAGCUGCAGGAAAGAAGCUGGACUCUUUUCUGUCAUUUUUUCAGUACUAUGUCCAUACCAAGGCGUCUCUUCCAAUGGAAAUGGAAUUCGUCGUGCAAGACAUCCUCGCGGUUACUCGACCGCAGUGGAAGCUCGCUGCCAGCUUAGAGGAGGCGACGAAAGCUUUCCAGCUCGCUAUUGCCCAGGACCAAAAAACAGCCGGGGCCGACAAAGCCAUUGAGCCAGACGAGGCGACGAGCGGUAUGUCAUCCGACGACGAAAAUGGAGACGUGGACGACGUCGAACCGUACGGUGAUGGCGAAGACGAAAGCGUCUCGGACGAAGACGAAGUCGAGCAAGAAGAUGAAGACGAUUCUGCGCACGAGAGUGAUUUCAACGAAGAAGCAAUCAUCGUCACUCGACAAGAGGAGGCGAUUGAUCCUCAGGACGAGGCGGAGUUUGAGCGGGAGUACGCCAGGAUGAUGGCCGAGAGCCUCGAGUCCCGCAAGUUCGAACGCAAGCAGCUAUUUGACGUGCCACUACCCGUGCGGCCCAAGAAUCGCGAUCUAGCCACGUCGACGUCGCAGGGCGAGGAGGGUGCUCCCCCGGGCAACACCAUGGCCUUUUCGCUUUUGACAAAGAGGGGCAAUCGUCAGCAGACACGAACGGUGGAGCUGCCGUCAGACUCAACAUUUGCGAUUGCCAUGAAAUCCCAACAACAGGCAGAGAAGGAAGAACAGCAGCGCAUCAAGAAUCUUGUCCUUAACUAUGAUCUGCAACAAAGCGAAGACCAAGAAGGCAAUGAUCGACUGCCGACGUUCCAUCAGAACCGGACCGAGAAACCGAGUAAGGAUCGGGGACAAAGAGUCCGGAAGCUGCAGCUAAGCGACGUCGAUUGGUGA